Molecule: messenger RNA, 1237 nt
Organism: Sinocyclocheilus rhinocerous
Lineage: Eukaryota; Metazoa; Chordata; Actinopteri; Cypriniformes; Cyprinidae
Product: 2-amino-3-ketobutyrate coenzyme A ligase, mitochondrial-like
Exons: 6
Coding region: 1-939 (312 amino acids)
Biological process (GO): biosynthetic process
Cellular component (GO): mitochondrion
Molecular function (GO): pyridoxal phosphate binding; transferase activity
Source: RefSeq, a predicted model, not a curated record
AUGUCACUUCGCACAGCUGUUCGUCUUUUCGGUGCUCCCUUCAGGAGUGUUUUACAGCCCUGCGCUGCUAAUGCUAGAAGACCGUACGCGGCCGUGGCUCAAGCGCUGUCGGUGCUGGAAAACGAGCUGGACACUAUCCGGGCAGCGGGCACAUGGAAGGGGGAGCGAGUCAUUACGUCCAAGCAGGGACCUCAUAUCAACGUGGACGGCAGCAGAGGCGGUGAGCAGCACAGUUAUUUAUUUAUUUAUUUACAGUCCUCUCGUCUGAGGCUGGUGGUCACAGACGGCGUGUUCUCCAUGGAUGGUGAUGUGGCUCCUCUGCAGGGUAUUUGUGAUCUAGCUGAGCAGUACAGUGCCUUGGUCUUCAUUGAUGAAUGUCAUGCCACAGGAUUCAUGGGUCCCCGUGGCCGAGGAACCGAUGAGCUGCUGGGAGUGAUGGACAGGGUGCACAUUGUGAAUUCCACUUUGGGAAAAGCACUGGGAGGAGCUGCUGGUGGUUACACUGUCGGACCCAAGGCUUUGAUUGAGCUUCUGAGACAGCGGUCUCGUCCGUACCUCUUCUCAAACUCCCUCCCUCCUCCUGUGGUGGGCUGUGCCACCCGUGCUGUGGAACUGCUGCUGGCAUCCAAUGAAAUCGCUCAGUCCAUGGCAGCUAAAACCAUGAGGUUCAGAAACAACAUGACACAGGCAGGGUUCACCAUUUCUGGCACAGCUCAUCCCAUCUGUCCUGUGAUGCUAGGAGACGCUCGCCUGGCUUCACUUAUGGCUGAUGAUAUGCUAAAACUGGGAGUGUAUGUGAUUGGUUUCUCCUACCCAGUCGUUCCCAAAGGAAAAGCCCGCAUUCGAGUCCAGAUCUCUGCAGCUCACACUGAUGAGGACAUUGAUCGUACUGUAGAUGCCUUCAUACAGACCGGCAGGAAGCAUGGUGUCAUUUCCUAAUGUCCGAAACACAACUGACAAAGUUGUGGACUGUUAGAGUGAGGUUUAAGUUACAUAUCAUAGCAAAAAUGCUUCUGAGAUCAGUGAAGGUCAAAGGAUAUUUGUAUAUUUUAUAAAUGACUUUCUUUAAGAUUAAUAGUUGCUUCUUUUAGGGCAGUCUUCUACACCAGCUAUAUACCAAAUGUGUCUUGACAUUUUUCAGUUAAGACUUGUCUCAUCAGCAUUAUUUGCAAGUUUAUACAGAUCAUGCUGAUGCUGCAACUGUCCAUAGAUGGGUAAAAAUAAAAAGGUUAUGCCA